Molecule: messenger RNA, 684 nt
Organism: Staurois parvus
Lineage: Eukaryota; Metazoa; Chordata; Amphibia; Anura; Ranidae
Source: the annotation of a GenBank genome assembly
GGGACCCCAUGAUCACCUAUUGCUCGGGGGCCCCAUGAGUUGUCAGUCCGCCCCUGCUUCUUGCCUGCUCUCUUGCAAAUUAUGCCACCUGUCAGUGUCCAUCAGUGCCAGCUGUCAGUGCUGAACAGUGCCAGUGCCACAUCAAUGCCACAUAUCAGUGCCUACCAGUGCACAUCAAUGCCAUAUAUCAGUGCCCAUCUGAGCUGCCCUUCAGUGUCACCCAUCAGUGCCAGUCAGUGCCACCUAUCAAUGCCAAUCAGUGCCACAUAUCAGUGCUGCCAAUCAGUGCCACCUAUCAGUGCCAGUCAGUGCCGCCUAUCAGUGCAGUCAGUGCCACCUAUCAGUGCCAGUCAGUGCCGCCUAUCAGUGCUAGUCAGUGCCACCUAACAGUGCCAGUCAGUGCCGCCUAUCAGUGCCAUAUAUCAGUGCUGCCUUUCAGUGCCCAUCAGUGAUGCCUGUCAAUGCCCAUCAGUGCCACCUACCAGUGCCUCCUCAUCAGUGCCCAUCAGUGCCACCUAUCAAUGCCCAUCAGUGCAUCUUAUCAGUGCCCAUCACUACAGCCUCAUUAGCGCACAUCAGUGAAGGAGAAAAAUCACUUAUUUACAAAAUUCUAUAACAAAAACUAAGAAAAAACAUUUUUUUUCAAAAUGUUCAGUGGUUUUUGGUUUGUUUAAGAAAAAAUAA